AUGGCUUAUGAAGUUGCCGUUCAAAGCUUCUUCGACAGCCAGAUCGACUGGAAGAGGAGCCCUGCGUCUGAUCAGAACCUCUUCCCUGACUUUGUUGUGAAGAAGGUUUCAGAGCUCGUUGGCUUUGGGCUCCAGGAACCGGAGCCACUGGACGUUCACACCGAGGCUGGGACGCGCUUGUCGCCGCAAGAGUUCCACUCCCAACUCCAUCAAAAUUCGGAGGAGCUGCGACUCAUUGAUGUGCGGAACACGUUCGAGUACGAUGUGGGCCAUUUCGAUGGUGCCAUCGAUCCGGGCAUGACGCACACAGCUCAAUGGCCUCGAUUUGUAAAAGACAACAUACAGGAUCUGCGAGGCCGCACUGUGAUGCUGUACUGCACAGGAGGAAUACGAUGUGAGAAGGCAUCAGCCUAUCUGAGGCGCAGGCUCAAGGACUUGGGCGACAGCUCCACCCCUGUGUUCCAGCUCGAAGGUGGCAUCCAUCGAUACCUUGAGGCAUUUCCUGAUGGCGGACAUUUUCAGGGAGCCAACUUUGUCUUCGACAAGAGAGCGCAGAUGCGCUCAGGCAGUGCUUCCGUGGUUGGCCGCUGCUCGGAGUGCUCCUCACCCUGGGAUACUCAUCAUGGCGGCAGGGUUUGUGCAGUCUGCCGAGCAUUGGUCCUGGUAUGCGACGCCUGUGAUGCCACCAGCAGCGGCGAGUACUGGUGCCCGGAGCACUCGGAGAUGAAAGGCAUCUACCACCACUUCCUCGACCGUUUCAGUGCGGAAGAGCUGCAGCUGCAAGCCGGUGCUCUGCAAUCCUGCCUUGCAAAAGAGGUGGGAACUCGUAAGAAGAACCGGCGGAACACAUUGCGAAAGAAGCUAAUGCAGGUGGAGGCGAGGCUGGCCUUCUUGACAGAUGGUGCUGGCGCCUCUCCUGCUCCUCCCAUUCGUCGGUGCCGGGCAUGUGAAAGGCCAUACUCUGAGUGCCCGGGCUCUUGCUGGGGUUUCUGGCGGCAUUCUGCAGCUGAGUAG
Symbiodinium natans is the source of this 1014-nucleotide messenger RNA. The record is from the annotation of a GenBank genome assembly. NCBI's taxonomy places the organism in Eukaryota, Dinophyceae, Suessiales, Symbiodiniaceae.